Molecule: messenger RNA, 1467 nt
Organism: Hibiscus syriacus
Lineage: Eukaryota; Viridiplantae; Streptophyta; Magnoliopsida; Malvales; Malvaceae
Product: tRNA:m(4)X modification enzyme TRM13 homolog
Exons: 10
Coding region: 64-1410 (448 amino acids)
Biological process (GO): tRNA methylation
Source: RefSeq, a predicted model, not a curated record
AAACAAGGUCUGGUUUAGUUUCCUAGGGCACAAUAAGUGGUCGCCGGUGAACCGAAGAGUAAGAUGAUGGAGAAUCGCUGCAAAUUCUGGGUUGCCAAAAAGAACAGAUUCUGUUCAAACUCUCCUUUCAAAAAUUCCUUGUUUUGUGGCAAUCACACUCCAAGGACCAAUGACCAGUGGAUUCCAUGUCCGAUUGACCCUUCUCAUUGUGUGCUUCAGGAAAACAUGGGAGGACAUCUAAAGAGAUGUCCUAUACUCAAACAAGCUCAAUCAUUGAGCACCCAACCUUUUUACCAAAAGGGUGUCAAUGCAGGCAAAGAAGAUGAACAACAAGGACAGGAAACCGUGGAUGUAACCUCUGAAAUGAAGAGAAAUGCUGUUUAUAGCUUGAACAUAUCCGAAUUCUUCCAGGUUAUUAGAAAGAUUGAGUCGGUUCAUGCACGAAUCUGUAAUGAUAUUAAAGAAUCUUAUAAGAUACCUGAAGCUUGUGGCUUAUGGAUUAAGGGAGAAGUAGACAGGAAUGUGCCAUUUCAAGAGAAGCAUGUAACACAACAGGCGUCGAUUCUUGGGAACUUGGAAGAGUUUGGGGUUUUGGAAAGGGUUGUUGUCAAGGGAGAAAAGUUUGAAUUAGUGGAGCUAUCUGAAAAUAGCAAUGGUGUUCCUGCAGUGGUUGAGUUUGGAGCAGGGAGAGGAUACUUGACACAAAUGCUUGCAGAUUGCUAUGGUAUUAGAAGGGUAUUUCUUGUUGAGAGAAAGGCAUACAAACUUAAGGCUGAUCGGUCUUUGAGACAGAAAGAGAACUUGAUAUUAGAACGUUUGAAAAUCGACAUUGAGGAUCUGAACUUGAAUGCUGUCAAGUCAUUGCAAGGACUUCCUUAUAUAGCUAUUGGUAAACACCUCUGUGGCCCUGCAACUGAUUUGACGCUCAGAUGCUGCCUGGUGAAUGAAAGGAAUGUCGAACAAUGUGGAAGUAAUUGUCACCUGAAAGGUCUUGCCCUAGCAACAUGCUGCCACCAUCUUUGCCAAUGGAAACACUACAUAAAUAAGAAAUACUUAACAAGUUUGGGUAUCGGCAAGGAAGAAUUCCAUGCAAUCACAUGGUUUACCAGCUGGGCGGUGGAUGCUGAUCAUGGUUCAGAUCUUUCUGACGUUAUCGAUUUCAAAUUGCAUCCAGAAUCAAUUGAAAAGGAAGAAUGUGCUGAGGAUGCAAACGGAGUCGAAGCCAUUGCGAGGAGUAUGAAAGCUAUCGAGAGAGCAAAGUUAGGUUUUAUGUGCAAACAGAUAAUUGAUAUGGGAAGGUUGAUGUGGCUCAAGGAACAUGGACUCGAAACUCAGCUUGUUAAGUAUGUUCCAUCAAGCGUAUCGCCAGAAAACCAUUUACUAAUUGCCAGACAUGUCGAUCAUUUCUAAGUUGCCAUGGCAUUUUUUACCCUCAUUUCAACUGAAACUUAGAUAAAAAAAAAGCCU